UCUCCUCGCCUGCACUUUAGGAUCUCACCGUAACGUUUUAUUUCCGGAUCGUUAUUUUCCGAGACAAAGUUCGGUUUCCGGUGGAGAGAGACGACAUGUCGUUGUUGAUGCGCGCGUGCACGCUCGUGGUGAGGCUCGUGACGGUUCCGCUGGUGAUCGCGGAAGCGCUCGGGCUUUACAAACUCUACAAGCGCUUCUUCCCGUACCUCAUAUACAAGAUCUCCGUGACAUACAACGUGAAGAUGAAGGAGCAGAAGCGCGAGCUGUUCCGCGGCCUGGUACGGUUCAGUCCGCCGCACGGGCCUCUGCGCGUGCUGGAGAUCGGCUGCGGUACCGGAGCCAACUUCGAGCACUAUCCCGCAGGCUGCAAGAUCACGUGCACCGACCCGAACCCGCACUUCCAGAAGUACCUGCAGAAGAGCAUAGAGAACAGCCCGCACCUGGAGUACGACAGGUUCCUGGUGGCGCCUGCUGAGGACCUGCGGCAGGUUCAGGACGGUUCUGUGGACGUGGUGGUGUGCACACUGGUUCUGUGUUCCGUCAAGAACACGGGUCAGGUUCUACAGGAGGCCAAGAGGAUCCUCAGAGAGGGUGGAGCGUUUUUCUUCAUGGAGCACGUUGUGGCUGAGGAAUCUAGCUGGGCCUUCUUUCUGCAGAAUGUGAUUCAGCCUUUCUGGUACUAUUUCGGUGACGGCUGUGAGUUGACCCGUGCGACCUGGCAGCACGUGGAACAAGCUGGGUUCUCAGAGGUGCAGCUCCGCCACAUCCAGGCUCCGCUUAAUUUCCUGAUUAAACCACACAUCGUCGGUUAUGCUGUGAAGUAAACAACACACACACACACACAAGAUUAAAACUGCACUGUGUGUGGUGUUUAAAAUCAAAUCAUUUUAAAUUGAAACUAAUUAUGGUAAGUGUUCGCUUCUUGGCUUGAUUCGUAUCUCAAUCCAGAUGAUGAAGAGCUCAGGCUCCACCCAUUUUGCUGAUGUUUGAUGAGAGUGGGUGGAGUCAGUUGUAAUCAGAGACCAAUCACCGCAGGCACCUAUUGUAAUUCAUUAGUGUUCUUCUUCUUCGUCUGCUCUUGAGUCUAUGGCAGAACAGAGAACCGUACACAGGGCAGUUAUGGAAUCCGGCACGCAGUUAGAGUCGAUGUCGUUUUCCGUCAUGAGAAUGUUUCCGCCAUUUUGAAUUUUCUGAAAAACCUAACUCCUGCUACACCGUUUGUCCGAUUUUCACGAAAAUCGAAUCAGAUCAUCUUCAAGCAGAUUCUCGAAUAAAACGCAAAGAAUUCGAUGAUGAGCAUGUCGAAAUGCCCAUGAGGCUAUAUCACGAUAAUGCUUUAGUGUAUUCAGAACAAAAUUGGUGUAUAUUAUAGCCAUCAUGACUUGAGGGUACCUGUGCAGUUUCUGAACAGCGUCACCUAGUGCUCACCGGAUGUUUAAAAAAAAAGCACGUUUUUGAUUUGGGACCGUUCGUGCGAUUUUUCACCCAUUUAGACUCAGAUCAUUGGCCCCAUAAUUGCUGCUUGCAGCUAUAUUACACAUUUAUUUUCUUUCUCUAACUUUCAGUAAUUUUAAUAUUAAUAAAAAUAUCUAGCACCAGGGAUGAAGAGUCACGUGUCACACGUGUUUUCAUUUCCAAUGUAAUCUUUUGUGAAAAGGUUUGACAAAAGUUGAAGUCUUGUAUAACAUGUACAUAUAAAGAUAGAAAGAUAAAUCAUCUCUGAUGUGUGUGUGUGUGAGGAUUUAUUAAAGAGCCUUACUGCCA
Messenger RNA from Ictalurus furcatus (blue catfish), 1764 nucleotides. Its product is annotated as putative methyltransferase-like protein 7A. Lineage: Eukaryota; Metazoa; Chordata; Actinopteri; Siluriformes; Ictaluridae. Gene Ontology annotation, molecular function: S-adenosylmethionine-dependent methyltransferase activity. The transcript is spliced from 3 exons. The coding region runs from base 96 to 824 and encodes 242 amino acids. The record is from RefSeq and is a predicted model, not a curated record.